AUGCAAGUCAAUGACAACCACAGGGAUACAAAGAUGAAGACUAAUCAAAUAGCUUUCGCAUCAAGGGACUUGUUCUUGCUGGAGAACCAACUGCCCUUUCUGGUUCUUGAGGCAUUAAUGAGCUUCAGACACAGAGAAAAGUAUUGGCAAGAUCUCAUCCACAAAUUUGUAAAGAUGCCACUUAAUCUCGAAAGCAAUACAUCUCCAGAGAAUGAAGAUUAUAAGCCUGCUCACCUCCUUGACCUACUGCACAAGAAACUCAUUGGUCAUGAUAAUGAUCAACACAGAAAAUCUGAACCUUCAAAGAAGAGCAAUGAUGGUAAGCACACAUUUCGUUCAGUCUUUGAGCUUAAAAAAUCAGGGAUUGAGUGCAAGAGGAGCGAGGGUGGGAGCUUAAGAAAUGUUUAUUUCAUAAAUGACUGUAUCGGUGGAGAUCUGGUCCUUCCUCAUAUUGUCAUUGAUGAUCUAACAAAGUCAAUACUAUUGAACUUGGUAGCUUAUGAAGCAAGCCCUGAUGGUCCCAGUGACUAUGUGGUCACCUCAUACAUUGUUUUACUGGAUGCACUUAUUGAUAGUCCUGAAGACAUGAAGGAGCUGAGAUCUAAGGAAUAUCUUGAAGUUAAGAGAAAGAUUGAGAAGUACAACAAGAACAAGAUUUCUAUAUGGAUGACUGACUUUCGUCAGACACAUUUCAGUAGCCCCUGGACUGUUGUUGCCUUCUUUGUUGCACUUACUAUUAUCAUUCUCACCUGUGUGCAGACCUACUAUGCCAUCAAAGGAGACAGAGGCGAAGGAGAACGGAAAGCUCCAACUCCCUCAAGGAAAAUUCACUCCUUUGGCUAG
Molecule: messenger RNA, 843 nt
Organism: Telopea speciosissima
Lineage: Eukaryota; Viridiplantae; Streptophyta; Magnoliopsida; Proteales; Proteaceae
Product: UPF0481 protein At3g47200-like
Exons: 3
Coding region: 1-843 (280 amino acids)
Source: RefSeq, a predicted model, not a curated record